GGAGAACCCCUGCUCAGCUCUGCACCGUCCUCAAAAUGUCAAAGGACGAGACAAGAGCAAGCGCCAGCGACAGCGAGGACGAAGAGGACGUCUUUCACGACGCCCGCUUCCCCGCCGACGAGGAGACGAAACUCCUUGAAGAAUCCCGCUCCCUCAAAGCCGAAGCCAACCAGCUCUUCACAGCCGCCAGCUACGACGAAGCCAUCACCUGCUACGACCGCGCCCUGGCCUCCUGCCCCAACUACCUCGACUACGAAGUCGCCGUGCUGCGCAGCAACAUGGCCGCCUGCUACCUGAAGCUGGAGGACUGGAAGGCCUCCGUGGACGCGGCGACGGCGUGUCUCGACCGGCUGGACAAAGUGCUUCCCCCAACGACGAGUACAAACACGGAGGCAACGAGUCGGGAAGGCAAUAGUCCCGGAACGGCGACGGAGGAAGCAGUCGUGGAGAUCACCGGGGACGACCAGGAGGCAGAGGAGGCCCAGCUCCAGCGGCUGCAGCAGCGGGACCAGACGAAGCGCGACGUGCUGCGGAUCCGCGCGAAGGCGCUGAUGCGCCGCGCGCGCGCCCGGAUGCAGCUGGGCGGGUGGGCGAAUCUGCAAGGCGCCGAGGAGGACUACAAGGCGCUGGCGGCCAUGGAUAACCUCCCCCCGGACGACAGGCGCGUGGUGCAGAAGGGGUUGCGGGAGCUGCCGGACCGGAUCGCCCAGGCCCGCGAGAAGGAUAUGGCCGAGAUGAUGGGCAAGCUGAAAGAUCUGGGCAAUGGAAUUCUGAAGCCCUUUGGUCUCUCCACUGAGAAUUUCAAGUUCGUCCAGGACCCCAAGACGGGCGGGUACAGCAUGAACUUCCAGUCUGGUUGACAUCCCCCUGAGUGGGCGGUAAAUAAUGACACUACGCAUGUGGAGUUGGGAUGCAUUUUUCGAGCGAAAGCGAUAGAGCUAUCUUUUAGGAUGAGGUAUAAUAUUAUAUGUUACGGGGCUGUUUACAGCGGCGAUCGUCCAACUACUGUCCUGCAGUGAACAAGGUAGCGAUCCUCGAAAGAUCAUCAAGAGAGACCUUGUCACCGAGGUCGAAGAUUGUGGAUCGACGUUGGCUUUUUCCACCGAAAGGUCGGUGGACUUGCUGGGUCGCAGGCUCUUGAGGGCUGGGGCCAUAGACUCGAGCAGUGAACCCGCCCUCAAGGUCUCCACCAACAACUGGGGGCCACGGCUGGAUGCCAUGGCAGAACUUGAAAAAGUCUUCUGCAAUUGCAGAGCUCACUUCUUGCUGUGCAGGCGACAUAAACUCACGGAAGUUCUGGAAGAGGUAGGCAA
Aspergillus aculeatinus CBS 121060 is the source of this 1313-nucleotide messenger RNA. RefSeq lists its product as uncharacterized. Bases 36 to 860 code for a protein of 274 amino acids. Gene Ontology annotation, molecular function: protein binding. The transcript has 3 exons. The record is from RefSeq and is a predicted model, not a curated record. Lineage: Eukaryota; Fungi; Ascomycota; Eurotiomycetes; Eurotiales; Aspergillaceae.